CAAGAAGUCAUGGCGCGAACCAAGCAGACGGCGCGUAAGUCCACCGGAGGCAAAGCCCCCAGGAAGCAGCUGGCCACCAAGGCUGCCCGCAAGAGCGCCCCGGCCACCGGCGGCGUGAAGAAGCCUCACCGGUACCGGCCCGGUACCGUGGCUCUGAGAGAGAUCCGUCGCUACCAGAAGUCCACGGAGCUGCUGAUCCGCAAGCUGCCCUUCCAGCGGCUCGUGAGAGAGAUCGCUCAGGACUUCAAGACCGACCUGCGCUUCCAGAGCUCCGCCGUUAUGGCGCUGCAGGAAUCCAGCGAGGCGUACCUGGUCGGCCUGUUCGAGGACACCAACCUGUGCGCCAUCCACGCCAAGAGGGUCACCAUCAUGCCCAAAGACAUCCAGCUGGCCCGGCGCAUCCGCGGAGAGCGCGCUUAGCCCGUCCGCUGACCCGCCACCACAAGGUGCCAGUGCCCCUCCUGGUUCCCCUUGGGGAACCCCGCUUUUUUCCUAACCUAAC
This is a messenger RNA of Pseudoliparis swirei, 502 nucleotides long. RefSeq names its product histone H3. Gene Ontology annotation, cellular component: nucleosome. The transcript has a single exon. The record is from RefSeq and is a predicted model, not a curated record. Bases 10 to 420 code for a protein of 136 amino acids. Gene Ontology annotation, molecular function: protein heterodimerization activity; DNA binding; structural constituent of chromatin. NCBI's taxonomy places the organism in Eukaryota, Metazoa, Chordata, Actinopteri, Perciformes, Liparidae.